UUUUUCUUUCUUCUCCCUUUUAUUCAGCCAAAAGCAAGAGAAAAACAAACACAUACACACAGAAAGAUAGAGAGAGAAGAUAAGAUGGGUGUGAACGAAGAUUUCAACAAGGAUAUUGAUUAUGAUCAUCAUGAGUAUGUGGAUGAUGAUGAUGUUCCUCUUCCGGGGUUUCGAUUCCACCCUACAGAUGAAGAACUUGUUAGUUUCUAUCUUCAAAGGAAGCUUGACAAGAAACCCAUCAGCAUCGAGCUCAUCAAACAGAUUGAUAUUUACAAAUACGAUCCUUGGGAUCUUCCGAAAACCAGUGCCACUGGAGGAGAGAAAGAAGGGUACUUCUUUUGCAGAAGAGGGAGGAAGUAUAGGAACAGCAUAAGGCCUAACAGAGUCACUGGCUCAGGGUUCUGGAAAGCAACUGGCAUAGACAAGCCAGUGUACUCACAUGGAGGAGAAGGCAAUGACUGCAUUGGCCUCAAAAAAACACUAGUGUAUUACCGUGGCAGUGCAGGCAAAGGCAUCAAAACUGAUUGGAUGAUGCACGAGUUUCGCCUUCCUUCUAACACAGACAACAACAACACCAACCUUCGCAGCUCCAAGAAUUACGUAGAUGUUCCCCAAGAAGCCGAAAUUUGGACAUUGUGUCGAAUUUUCAAGAGAAAUGUCUCACAGAGGAAGCACACGCCAGACUUGAAACAAAUAUCAGCUAAGCGCCAAUCCAUUCAUGACAAGAGUUCAAGAAUGAGCAAUGUGGAGUUCAAUACUACUAAUCAAGAAUCAUAUAUAAACUUUGGUGGCCACUAUCACAAUGAGCAGAAACCUACCAUUAACUACACAAACAGUGAUCAAAGGAAUCAGUAUCAUGUGAUGACUCAUCAUCAGUUGUGUGCUCCGGUGGCACAGCAGCAUCAGCAACCUCAACAACUAACUUCACCAUCUUCUAACUUUUGGAUUAACAACCCACCUGGGAACGACUUCUUCACGUUUGAUAACUGGGAUGAGCUUGGAUCUUUAGUGAAGUUUGCGGUUGAUUCGCCUAGCUUGUAGAUAAAAGAUGUGCAUGGUUCCAUGUUGGGUUGAUUAGAUGUUAAUUAGAAUGAAAUAUACUCCCUCCCAGUCUUUUUUACAAGAAACAAGUUUUAGACACACUAAAAUUAGUUUCUUAUAAAAAGAACUAGAGCAAGUAAAUCCUAAUGAGUGCGUUUGCAUGUAUUAGAGAGUAUUGAUGUUGGUGGUCAUAACUUUUAGUAGCAGACUUGUUGACAUGAUAUGUAUGAAUUUGUUGCUUCUUACUAGUUCAUAUAUACAAAAAAUCUUUUUAAA
This is a messenger RNA of Glycine soja, 1317 nucleotides long. RefSeq names its product transcription factor JUNGBRUNNEN 1-like. NCBI's taxonomy places the organism in Eukaryota, Viridiplantae, Streptophyta, Magnoliopsida, Fabales, Fabaceae. The coding region runs from base 85 to 1041 and encodes 318 amino acids. Gene Ontology annotation, biological process: regulation of DNA-templated transcription. The transcript has 3 exons. Gene Ontology annotation, molecular function: DNA binding. The record is from RefSeq and is a predicted model, not a curated record.